This is a messenger RNA of Somion occarium, 506 nucleotides long. The record is from the annotation of a GenBank genome assembly. NCBI's taxonomy places the organism in Eukaryota, Fungi, Basidiomycota, Agaricomycetes, Polyporales, Cerrenaceae.
GACUGCUUUCCACCAUCCACCACCUCGUUCGUCCAAAAAAUGCCUCCAAUGGCCUUUACUGGGACUGUAUCCAGGGUGGGAUUCAUGAACAAGACCGCCACAGUCAUCGUCACUCGUUGGACGGUACACCCACGGACGAAGAAGCGAAUGGAGAAGCGAACAAAGCUUCUUAUUCACGACGAACGGAACAAACUUCGCAUAGACGAUACCGUCCUCGUUCGGAAUUGCCCGCCAAUUUCCGCUCGAAAACGCUUCACCUUGGAGAAGAUUCUGAAAAGUCCCGAGACAGAGCGAGACGAGAUGCACGCACGUAUGGCGGCAGAAGCGAAGCGUAUCCUCGGAGAUGGGGAAGAUGUUUUUUCAUCACCCCUCGACUCAACACUCAGUCAUUCGGAACAGUCUAGUUCGACCACCCAACCUACGGCACACGCUUCAUAGAGUCGGACCCAACUUUCGAGACCCUUAUUGUAAUAGUACUACUAAUGAAUAUGCUUUGGGCUAUGGAU